Babesia bovis T2Bo is the source of this 3976-nucleotide messenger RNA. Its product is annotated as variant erythrocyte surface antigen-1 alpha subunit. The record is from RefSeq and is a predicted model, not a curated record. The transcript is spliced from 3 exons. NCBI's taxonomy places the organism in Eukaryota, Apicomplexa, Aconoidasida, Piroplasmida, Babesiidae. The coding region runs from base 42 to 3953 and encodes 1303 amino acids.
AACGUGGUCAUACCACUGGGUAUUGUUGAUUUAUAGAAAUAAUGGGUACUUAUGUACUACAUAUAGUAUGCGCGCCCGUGGAGAUGUUACCUGACAAUGUCCGUUACAGUGGCACGCCCAGUACUACUGAACUCACCCCUCUACAGAAUUCAGUAGAACUGGAGUACAAUGGAUAUCAAGGUGAUACUAAAGAUGGUGCUGACACCAGCAAAGGUGCCACUAAAGAGCAAGUAACAAAAUACCUCAACGAACUAUUCUCUCUAGUCCAGGGACUAGGUGGCACUGCAGUGGUCCGGACAUAUAUAGACCAGCUGGCACAGGUACUCAGUGCACUAGUUGGGUGGAGUAGGAUAGUGAAGUGUACCGGUGGUGACAGUGGUGGCUGCAAAGGCACUGAUAAGUGCACUGGCAAUAAUGGUGGCAGUGGCGGUGGCAGUGGCGGAGGCAAAGGCUGCGAGUACCUAAAGGAUAUAGAGCCGGAGAACAAGUGUGACACAUGUGGGUGUAUAAAAUGGACACAGUCCAAGCCGGGCACCGAAGGAGUACCACUGGGCAGGAGGUGUACAAGGUGUAGUGGUAGUAGAGAUGGGUGUAUGUGUAGUGGUGAACAGGAUUGCACUCCUGACAAGUGUCAAUGCGCUUUGAAUGGCAAAUGCUGCAAGUGUUGUUGUAAGAGUGAGCAUUGUAAGGAGAAGUGUCAGAAGAAUAGUUGGGGUGGAGAGAAGGAAUGUAUAUGUACCAACAAGGAAGACAGCUAUCGAUCAGCUUAUCCUAGUGAAUCAUAUGAAAAACGAGUGUCAUUCCUUGUAGCCAACAGGAUAGAUGUCAAUCCAUAUUGGAGAAAUGUUACCAGUAGUAGAAAUCGUCACCAAUGUGCCCAAAUCCUCCUGGGCUCAGUAUGUCUCAUCUGGAGUGGAAUUACUUAUAUGUAUUGGACUGGUAAAUGGCACGGUACUAGCCCUCGGUGGAACAAUCACAUCCUGGAUGGCAGUGGUCUAGAUGAUGGUACACUAUCCCAAUGGCUUCAGGCCUUAGGGUUUCCUAAGGAAAUGUUGAAUGACGCUGGUCCUGGAAAUAGGUUGGAUGCAGUUAUAUGGGAUGGGCUUAGUGAUAAGUUGCUUCUAGGGUUCAAAGUGCCUAGUGGUAGUACUGCCAAGGACCAUGAUGAUAAUACAGCCAGAAAACCAGCUGGUAUGAACUAUGCCGGUUUGGUACACACUAUACAUAGGGAUUCAUUCAACAAUGAUGGUGCUAUUGUAUUCCCUCAAAAUGGCACUGGAUCAAGUACUACUGACACUAACCAGCACAAAAACGGUGCCAUCUUCAAGCUCUACAUUCUAUCAUGUGCCUAUUUCACCGGAUUGCAGAAAAGGAAUAGUGAGAGUACUACUCACAGUACCCCUAGGAAUCCGAAGACCAUCCGGGAGAUCCUAUACUGGCUAAGUGCAUUGCCCUAUAGUGAGGCCUAUAAGGAGAUGCUGAAGCACGGCAAGGAAAGACUAGAAAAGGUACUCAAGAAACCCGGAGAAACUGACUCUACCAAUGGAGAGACACAAUUGAAAUUUAUUCAAACGGAUCGUCCAGCUCCCAUUACAGUGGAUGAAUUCAACCUGUUUGCCCACUUCCAAGCAGUGACCCAGUACUGCCCAUUGGUGCUCAUAGGUAUCCAGGGUGGUAUUCACAGCACUGACAAAACACUAGAACCUGCCAUCCACUCCCUAUAUGCCAACACUGAAUGCCAAUUCACCUAUCCCACUGUGUCCAUCCAAGCAUACAACCAGGUAGUUCACUACAUUAGGGCUCUGUUCUACCAACUAUACUUCCUUAGGAAGCAAUGUGCAGUUAAAGUGACUUGUGGAGGCAAAUGGAGAGAGUGUAGGUAUGGGGAUGGAGUGCUUGGGAAGGAUGUAGUUAGCUGGAUGUGCCUGGGGUGUGACCCCAUGGAGCAUGAUAGGGGAAGUAGGGUGGGGAAGGUAAAGGGGGUGUUGGAUGGGGUGAAGGGAGGUGGUGAUGCAGGCAAGCUAAAGGAUGUACUGGAGAAGAUUGGCGAGGUAGUGGUGCAAUUGGGUAAUGCUCAGGAGGCAUUGGAAAGGAGGAAGGGGGAGGAGAUCAAGGGAGUACAGAAGAAACUACAGGAGGCUAAGAAGGGACUGGAGGAGGCUAGGAAGGAACUAGAAACGGGGGAGGAUCUAGACGAGGAUGAUCUAAAGGAGGCUAAGGAGGCACUAGGGGAGCUGACGAAUGGUGGUGGUGGAGCACUACAUACACUAGCGAAUGGUAGUAAUACUGCUGGGUCAUUACAUCAGGUAGCAACUGCUGGCGCUGAUUGGCAGAAGGAGUACAGUAGCGCCAAGGACAAGAUAAGUGAGGUUAUCCAUAAGAUACAGGAAGUAUUGACUGCACUACAAACGGAAGUUCCACAGGUGAGCAGCCAUCUGAAUGGUCACAAAGAUGAGUUCACUAAGGCCAUCGAACAGCUCAUCUCCAUCUGCAACACUGCCAAGUGCCUGACAUGUAUGGACCACUCUAGCAAGUGUGGCCAAGAAGGAAAACCAUACAGAUGUACCGUCUGUGAUAGUAUGGCUUACAGUGGUGUCCCCUCCCCCCUCCAGGCCUUCCUCGAGGAUAGGUUACCAGGCUUUAGUUGUAGUGCAGUGGUGAACCAAGACGAGAACCCAGACUAUCCCUCUGCUGCAUCCCACCUAGGACACUGCAGUGGCUCAGGUCAAUGCUGCCCACUGCCAAUGGGUUUCAGAGGGCACUUUCAUGGUAGCAGCACCAGUGAUUGUACCGGCCACCGUCUUUAUGGCAUCCUCUACUUCUUCAGUAACGGGGACAUGAUGCAGUCGUGUGUCUAUACACUAGUGAGGGUCACAGCAGCACUCAGUGCUACGACACCACAGGUAUUGGGUGAUGUAUUCGGGUUCUUUAGGGGUGGUGUAGGAAAUAAGGAAAGUGGAAAGAACAAGAACGGGCAGGAUGGGAUAACGUGCCAGCACCAAGGUGAUCCGUCUAAGAAACAAGAUAGUGAAUACUUUUGCGGCUGGUGUGCCUCUGGGUUAAGGGAAGAGGUAAAAGGUAUCCAGUGGAUUCCAAAGAAGGAAGAAGAUGGAGGACAGUAUAGAGGCACAGUAGGACAAGCACUGAUACAGAUUAAAGGAGAGAAGAAUAGUCUCAAAGCUUCUACUAACCUCUCAACACUCACUACGCCAUACCUCUCCCCCCUAACCGGUGAACUCUAUACAGCAGUGAGUGCCACAUUCGGAGGAACAUACCUCUCAUGGGUACUGUACCUAUCAGAUUCCCUUCAAUGGGGACUCAAGUCACUUGCUACUGAGUUCAAGCAAAUUGAAUGCCGUGGCUGUAGAGAGUGCGACCCCAAUAAGUGCAAAAAAGGAAGUCAUGGAAGCACUGCAGAGGGCUCUAAGGGCACAGCACUAUGCCAGUGCCAAUCAAUCGUAUCAUGUACCGGGGUACUACCGGUGUUGUAUAGACAUGGCUUCAGCUACGGUAACCCAUUCAAUCUGGAGGGGUACCGGCAGGAGAAGAAGGGCGAGGGGGAUUAUAGUAUUAUGGACAAUAGGCAAAAAGGUACUAAGAAGUGUCAUCAAUUCUUGGACAGUCUCAAUGGAGUAAUUGACAAGAACAGGCAGGGCACUACUCAGAAGCAAGACCAACACCCCCUGACAGAGCUCUUAAAGCAAGUCGGCAAGCUCCAAUACGACAUACGGCUCCCCUGGAUCUUUGUCCUCACGUUAGCCUGGCUAAUAGCGGUACUCUACCUCGCCUUUGGUGCCAUAUGGCCACUGGACUGGACUCAUAUGAGGUCACACUGGUUACGGGGUGGAGAACACCAGUGGGAAGCAAUGUGGUAUAAGGUGAUGACGGGACGCAAAGGAAUGGAACUGGUGGAGUAUUUUGGGAGGAUGUCAUUGAGAACAGUUUCAUGGUAAACAUAGAGGCUGAGGUUUAUUAA